UAUCUCCAGUAUCCAGUACUAUUCAAAUCGAACGAAAGUUUCAAAAAGAUGGAAUACAAAGAUUAUCUAAACGAAGCAUUGAAAAGAGCAGUCUACAAUAAAAAUGUGGAAGAAAUUAAAGCUCUCUUGGCUCGAGGCCACUAACAGUGCAGAAAUGACCAGAGAACUUUUGUUACUUGGUGCUAGAGUUGAUCAAAGUAACACGUACAGGGAAACGCCGUUACACACUGCUAUAAAAAUGGGAAAAGAGUUUGCAUUAAUACAAGAACUUUUGAAACAUGGAGCUAACGUAAAUGCAGUAACAAAGAGGAACAAAACUGUGUUGAACCAUGCUAUAACAAGAAGCGGUACAUCCCUUGAAAUAAUAAAUGAACUGCUUUUUUAUGGAGCUCAUAUUGACACAUUGAAAGGCUUUGACCGCACUGACUUAGAUAACGCCGUUUAUUGUCAUAUUGAUCCAGCACGCGCUAAGUUGUUGAUUAAGUAUAUUUACUUAAGAAAUCGCAAUAAGGAUUACGAGACAAUUAUUAACUUAGCUUCUUAUAAGGAUCGCAAUUGUUGCUCGGAGUUGGCAAAUUUUCUUGAUGACUGUGUUUGUGAAGUUGUUCAAAUGAAAACAGAUGUCAUAAAAGACAACCUAUCAUUGUAUAAUUUCUUUUCAAAUAGUUUCGACCGGCAUCUACUUUGCAAUAAUCAGUUAUCUGUUAAAUUGGCAAACAUGGAUUACUCCGCACGCUAUCCGAUUUAUAAUGACAUUAUAUUAUUUAAGAUCAAACCAUUUAUCGAAAGAGUAAAUUUAAUAACCAAGUUAAGUGAGAUACAAAUUUAUACUAAAGUUGAUAUUGUAAACCAAGACAUUCAAAUCAGAAGAAUUGCUCUAGACCAUGAUUCUACAUACAACAUUACUAAAUAUUUAUUCAAUCAUAGCUUGUUAAACUUGAUAAAAGCUUUUGACAACCCAUAUAUACCUCCCAUCGAAUCAUUCUCAAAUGGUCUUACUGCAACGGAUACAAAGAUUUGUGAUGCAUCUACAAGUUAUGAACCCAAACGUGCAAGAUUGGAAUAAAAACAUG
Messenger RNA from Topomyia yanbarensis, 1073 nucleotides. RefSeq names its product ankyrin repeat, PH and SEC7 domain containing protein secG-like. Gene Ontology annotation, molecular function: protein binding. The transcript is spliced from 2 exons. Lineage: Eukaryota; Metazoa; Arthropoda; Insecta; Diptera; Culicidae. Bases 104 to 1066 code for a protein of 320 amino acids. The record is from RefSeq and is a predicted model, not a curated record.